Messenger RNA from Culicoides brevitarsis, 2449 nucleotides. Its product is annotated as hepatic leukemia factor-like. Gene Ontology annotation, cellular component: nucleus. NCBI's taxonomy places the organism in Eukaryota, Metazoa, Arthropoda, Insecta, Diptera, Ceratopogonidae. Gene Ontology annotation, molecular function: DNA-binding transcription factor activity, RNA polymerase II-specific; RNA polymerase II cis-regulatory region sequence-specific DNA binding. Gene Ontology annotation, biological process: regulation of transcription by RNA polymerase II. Bases 1001 to 1909 code for a protein of 302 amino acids. The transcript has 6 exons. The record is from RefSeq and is a predicted model, not a curated record.
UGAUUUGCCACGUGAGAUGCUUGGAAAUAUUCAGUCUUGCCAGAAAUCCGCGUGACAAGACUCCACCCUCGUCGUACACAGCGACAGAGUCUCUCUGUGAACAACGGCAACGAAAAAAAAAGGGAAAUUGUAUCUUUUGUGUCUCUGGCUAUGUACGGAAAUACGAAGCGUAGAAUUCAGAAUUUUAUUAUUAUUUGUGGCGAUAUUUGCCGGUGAGGCAAAGCAAUGCAUCGCUACUAUCUAGAAAUAUAGUUUAUAUCGAACCCCAUUCUCGGCAAGACGGAUAUAUUUAAUUAUCCCUCCGGAAAUUUCUGUAUUUUUUAGCUCUCUAGCAGUAUUUUUGACUUGAUCUUAAAAAAGGCUUAAAAAGCUCUCGCUCUCUUAGAUAGUGAUUUAUGGAUUUAAGAUAAUCUUAACGAGUUUAGAGAAAAUUUUUGAAAAUAUAACCGAAAGACGAAAAAAAAAACAAAAAAAAAUUAAACAAACAAAAAAAACCACGAGAAGAAAUCAGCAGAUCCUUUGUGGGACUUUAUUUGGACAGUCGUCGGCGGGUUUGCAAGAAAAAAUGCCAAAACUUGCUGAUAACACUGAACACCGUAAAUUCAUAAUUAAAUUCAUACUUGGACCUGUGCAAGUAAUGCGAGUCAAUCGUUAAAUAUACACAAAAAUAAUAUUAUAUUAUUAUCAGUAUUUUGACUCGACAGACAGAAAAUUUUAAAGAAAUUUUGAAAAUUUAAUUAAAGUUGAAUAAAAUCUCACGAAAAAUGGGCUCUGAGACGAAUACGUGCAACAAUUACUACUCGGAUGUGUCAUCAGCGACUUCGAAUAACUCGAGUUCAGCUCCAAAUCCUAAUUCUGGCGGUACAAAUGGCAAUUCGAGCAGUACAAAUGCUGGCACGGAACAACAACAGCUGAACAAUUAUUACCAAACGUGAAUAAUUCGCGUUCGGGCGAAGGACAAUCCAGCUGGAAUAACGAUUCGCGUUGGAAUUUUCAGAACAUGAAUCAACAAUAUCAGAGAUUUUACUCCGAUUCGCAGAAUUACAACAAUUUGAUGGCUGUGGCAGCGGCUUCGCAGCAAAAUCAGCAUCAAAGCCACGCCAUUCAGCAACAUCAGCAGAAUAUUCCGCAGCAAAUGCACGUCAUCCAGACACCUUCUUCAGCAAAACGUCUCUAUUACAGUCAAGGUAAAACAAGCAAUAAUAAAGACAUUUGUGGCGAGGAUAAACACAAGGAGGACGGCGACCCGUGGAACGUAGAGGCACAAACGGCGUUUCUCGGGCCAAAUUUGUGGGACAAGACAUUACCGUAUGAUACUGAUCUCAAAGUACAUCAAUAUGCCGAUUUGGAUGAAUUUUUGUCAGAGAAUGGCAUCCCCGUUGACAGCCUACCCGGAAACCAUUUGGGACACUCGACAAGCGGCUCCAUCGGCGGACACAAAUCCGAUUCGCUCGGCAGUCAUAUCGGCACGGGCCUCUCUUUCGGGCUCGGACAGGUGACAACAAAGCGCGAGCGCUCCCCCAGCCCGUCAGAUUGCAUGAGUCCCGAUACAAUGAAUCCCGCAUCACCUGCAGACUCCACGUUCUCGAUGUCGUCUUCGCGUGACUUUGAUCCCCGUACUCGUGCAUUUUCCGAUGAAGAACUCAAGCCGCAACCGAUGAUCAAAAAGUCCCGCAAGCAAUUUGUGCCCGACGAGAUGAAAGACGACAAAUACUGGGCACGGAGGCGAAAGAAUAACAUGGCUGCCAAGCGAUCACGUGACGCCCGACGCAUGAAGGAGAAUCAAAUUGCCCUGAGGGCCGGCUAUUUGGAGAAAGAGGUAAACAUGAACCUCCAUCGCGAAGUCGAACAACUUAAGUUGGAAAAUCAGGAAUUACGUUCACGAUUGUCAAAGUACCAGGAUGUGUAAUAAAGCAACACACCAACCUACCAACACACAUACACACACAACACAUGUUUAACUUUAAGGAAAUAAUUGUUGAUUCAUCUGUUUCAUUUUUUUCUUUAAUUUUAUCAUUUUUUCAUUAGAAUUUUUUUUAUCAUUGAAGUUUUUUUUUGUGUAGAUCGGAUAAAAAUUAGGAAUUUUAUAGGAAAAAAAAAGAAAAAAAUUGAAUGCACGUUGUCGCCUAUUAAAAAUUAUCUAUUUUCUUCUAUAUUUUCUAUUUCUAAUGAAAAUAUGAAUUUGUUUUUACUCGUAUCGACUAUAAAAACGCUGUUAAUUAAAUUAAGCAACUGAAAAAAAAAAUAAAUAAAAAGAGAGAGAAUAUAUCUAUAAAAAAAUAAUAAUAUAAUAAAAAAGUAAUAAAAAAAAUUAUUACGAGAAAAAAUGAUAUAAUAAAAAAAAAUACUUCACCAAUAAAAAUAAAUAAUAUAAAAAAAAAUAUUAUGAAUAAGAAAUAGAGGCUGAAAUAGAUGAAAUAGAAAAUUUAUUAUUAUUAUUAUAUAGUUU